Molecule: messenger RNA, 2715 nt
Organism: Symbiodinium natans
Lineage: Eukaryota; Dinophyceae; Suessiales; Symbiodiniaceae
Source: the annotation of a GenBank genome assembly
AUGGCACGUGUGAAGUCAUGGACCAUUGAGGAUGUUUCCGGGUGGCUGGUGCAGAGCGGGUUUGAGAAGCUCGUGGAUGACUUCCGCGAUCAGGGAGUGGAUGGUGAAGUUUUGCUUACUCUAACGCUUGAAGAGCUCAAGGAAGAGUUCCAGAUGAAGUUGGGGGACCGCAAGAAAAUGAUCGAGCGAAUUGAGAAUUUGAAGGUUUCAUCGUCGAGUUCCACUGAGGUAGACAGUGGCCCGCCCAGUGCUGAGAUGAGCAGGUCUGGGACGCCCAGCACGGAGAUCGAGAAGUUCUACUUGCUAGACGGCCGCAACAUUGCGUGCCAAGGAGGCGAGAGCUUCGACAAGCCCAACUUGAAGAAGCUGAUGAAGGCUCUGAGUUGGCACAUGGCACAUCGCCCGGACUGGAAGGUCCUGACGUUUGUCUACGAGGCCCUCAUGGAUCAAUGGAAUGAUGAGUAUCCGACACAAGCCAGGGACUUGGCUCAGACAAUCACCAAGACACCGCGACGCGAAGACGUCGACAAGUUCAUCAUUCGGAUGGCUGCAGAUGCAACGAAGCGCGGCUGCCUGGUGAAGAUUGUCUCCAAUGACAACUUUCGGGAGUACAUCGGCGAGGUGGAGGACUUCCACUUCUCGGAAGACUGGGUCCGAGAACACGUUGUCAAAUUUUGCUUCACUGCGGGUUCCGAAGAGUUCAUCCCUGCCGAUGGAAUUGGGGAAGGCUUUGCGUCAGAUGUGGGAAGAGCUGCUGUGGAAAUGCCAGAGGCAAGCGCCACGGAGAGGGUUGCUGAAGUCGAUGCCGGCAUGGUUGGGCUACCAGUUCUGCUUACCGGAAGGGGUGCGAAGAACCCAUCUUCUAUUCAGAUUGCGACCGGAGUGGAGGAAGUGCGAUGCCCUCAUCGCUUGUGCCCUCUGCGGCUGCAAGUCCAGGAGUCCAGGGGCCUGUACACGAUCCAAGUGACAGGCCUGGAAACGCCUGCGUCCAGAGCGAAGCGGCCGGUCCUCAGAUUCAAUCCCAGAAGGGCCAUCAGAAGCUGGUGUCCGACGUGCGCGCGACCUUUGGAGCUGCGAAGCGAGGCUCCUUCAGUGGCAGAGGAGGUGCGCCGGCGCCCGAAGGGCAAAGGCCAGGCUUUCGUGGCCGUGCUUUUUGGGCCGGAUGAGGACAUGCUUCAACGAUUCGUUCUGGGAGCCCUUGUUCUCGGUCACUCCUUGCGGGCGAGCGGUACCAGCUUUGAUUUGGUCCUCCUGCACACCGCAGACGUCAUGGCUGUGCCUGGAGCUGGACUUCUGGAAGUCUUCUGGAAGACGCGCGAGGUGGAAUAUGUGCAGGCUGUGAAGAAGCUCAUCGCUCGAAGCGAGGAUCGCUUCCGGCAUGUCUUCACCAAGCUGCAUGUGUUCGGCUGCGACGACUACGAGAAGGUGGUCUUGCUCGAUAUCGAUCUCCUGGUGAGGGACAAUGUGGACGAGCUGGGCCACUUAAAGCCACCCUGUGCAUUGAGAAGGGGACACAAGAGCCUUCCCUCGCACGUGGACGUCGCCCUGUCGUGCUACGACCGCCAUGGGCAGCAGCGCUUCGGCAUGAAUCUGGGCGUCGCCAUACUGAAGCCUUGCCAGGAAGAGCUGAGGAAGAUGUUGGAUUCGGUGAAGCGCAUGGAUCCCAUGCAUGAAGCCAGCAAUGGUCCCGAGCAAGACUUUCUGAGUCGCUGGUUCAAGGAUUGGAAGACCCUGAGCCUGAAGUACAACUAUCAGCUCCACCAGCUGGCAUACUCUCUGGACCAUGAAGGCCCAGACGCCGAGCGGCUGCAGCUGAAGUACGAGAACGUCAAGGUCAUCCACUACAGCGGCAAGGUGAAGCCUUGGGACUUCUUCUUUGAGCCUGGCUUGGAGCAGAGCUUCUCAGCCUUCUGUGAAGAGAAGCUGCUGCCUGCGUAUGGUGCAGUUGGGGAGGACUUGAAGGAGAAGGUGAGACGAGCGGGGACAGAAUGGAAAGCACAGUGCAAAGCCAUGUGGCAGGGUGUGCUUGCGCCGCUCGGUGAUGCUCACUGCCUCAUGUGCGGGGAAGCGGUGCCGGAGGCCGCGCAGCUGGAGCACUGCUGCCUCCACUGUCCCGGCACCAGUGAUCUCAGGCAGGCAGUUGCUGGAGUGACCUGGGAGGAGAUAAGGCACCCGGAGCCGCGAGAGUUUCCAGGCAUCCUGGCAUUUGUUGGCCGGGUUCUCGAGCGCCGCCGCUGGCUGGCUGCAGAGCCCGACCCCGAAAGAAGAGGGCCCUCAGACCAAGACCAAGAAGCAGGGCAUGUGGAGCCGAACGACCCCAGCAUGGAACAGGAUGCCGCGCAGAUGCCUGAGAGGCAGCCUGAGGAUCCCCCGACACGCUCCAGCCAAGCGAGCGCAGCUCCCCGCGCGCCCCCGCGAUCUUAUGAGAACUCGCCAUUAGGGCGCUACCGGGACAAGAUCUUGCAAGAAGUGGCGGCGAAUCGAGUUACCAUCCUCGUUGCCCCAACCGGAUGCGGCAAAAGCACCAGAAUCCCACAGAUGAUCUUGGACGAGGACCCAGAGAGGUGUAUCUUGGUGACGCAGCCGCGGCGCGUUGCGGCCACCAGCCUUGCUCGCCGGGUAGCUCACGAGCGAGCUGUUGAUCUUGGGACCGAGAUCGGCUACAAGAUUGGAGGCGGCAUGUGCGGGAUCCUUGCUUCGUCUCGCCAGCUGUGA